AUGAAGACUGCCACUUUGUUUGCGGCCACCAUGGCCUUGAUGCAGAGCGCAUCCGCCCAUUAUAUCUUCCAGCAGUUGUCAGUUGGCUCAACCAAGUAUCCUGUGUUCCAGUACAUCCGACAGAACUCCAACUACAACUCUCCUGUAACGGAGUUGGACUCGAACGACCUGCGCUGCAAUGUCGGUGCAUCAGGAGCCAACACCCAAACAGUUGCCGUAAAGGCUGGUGACUCCAUCACCUUCACCCUCGACACCGCGGUCUAUCAUCAGGGACCCAUUUCGGUAUACAUGUCCAAAGCACCUGGAUCUGCUUCGUCGUACGAUGGAAGCGGUACUUGGUUCAAGAUCAAGGACUGGGGCCCAAGUUUCAACGGUGGAUCUUCAAGCUGGCCCAUGAAUCUCAGCUACACUUUCAAUCUUCCCGUGUGCAUCCCUAACGGCGAGUACCUCUUGAGGAUCUCGAGUAUGGGAAUCCACAACCCAUGGCCAGCUGGCCUUCCUCAGUUUUACACUAGCUGUGCUCAGAUCAACCUCAAUGGCGGCGGUAGCACUGUUCCAGGUUCGCAAGUCAAGAUCCCUGGUGCUUUCAAAGAGACAGACCCUGGAUAUACCGCCAACAUCUACUCCAACUUCAACAGCUACACCAUCCCAGGCCCUGCAGUGUUCUCUUGCAACGGUGCUGGUGGAGGUGACGACAGUGGUACCCCUCCUGUUACCACUCUCCAGACAUCUACGAAGACGACCGCCCAAACACAGCCCACCCAGCCUGGUAACUGUGCUUCUCUUUGGGGCCAAUGUGGCGGACAAGGCUUCUCAGGCGCCAAGUGCUGUGCUACUGGAACUUGCAAAUCGGUGAACGACUUUUAUUCUCAAUGUGUUCAGUAA
Messenger RNA from Fusarium poae, 885 nucleotides. RefSeq lists its product as uncharacterized. Gene Ontology annotation, cellular component: extracellular region. The record is from RefSeq and is a predicted model, not a curated record. The coding region runs from base 1 to 885 and encodes 294 amino acids. Gene Ontology annotation, molecular function: cellulose binding. Gene Ontology annotation, biological process: carbohydrate metabolic process. NCBI's taxonomy places the organism in Eukaryota, Fungi, Ascomycota, Sordariomycetes, Hypocreales, Nectriaceae. The transcript has 8 exons.